CUUCCCGGUGUCGGUCGCCUAAUUCCCGGGCGUUCCGGAUCCCGAUUGCCGGUGACGUCAGGCCCGCGAGCGUCCGGCUCCCGCUCCCGGAGCUGCGGUUAUUCCAGCGUCACCAUGGGGGUUCGUGGACUAAUGAGCUUUGUGGAGGAUCACAGUCGUGAACUCUUUGCUGAUGUGAAAUUGCGGAAUACGAAAAUUGUCAUCGACGGCUACUCUCUCUUCUACCGGCUGUGCUUUAAUUCCAACUUGGAGCUCCGAUAUGGAGGGGAAUAUGAUUCUUUCGCAGAUGUUGUGCAAGAUUUCUUUGAAUCACUGUCUGCUUGUCAUAUCUAUCCAUAUGUUGUGUUAGAUGGGGGGUGUGAUCUCUCCGAUAAAAAGCUUCUGACGUUAAUGGAUCGGAUCAGAGACAAGGUCCAGGUCGCACAUUCACUCUCUGUGGGUGGGGGCGGGUGUGUGUGUCCCCUGCUCACCCGGGAAGUAUUCAUGCAGGUUUUGAUCAAACUCGGGGUCCCUUUCGUGCAGUGCUUCUCGGAAGCAGAUCGGGAUAUUAUGACACUUGCCAAUCAUUGGAAUUGUCCAGUGUUAUCAUCGGAUAGUGACUUUUGCAUUUCUGAUCUGAAAACUGGGUUUUUCCCACUGAGUAGCUUUCAGUGGACAAACAUGAACACCAUCAAGGGCACACAGGACUACUAUAUCCCAGCCCGAUGGUUCUCUGUGAACACGUUCUGUAGCCGCUUCGGGGUGAAUAAAGGUCUCCUCCCUCUCUUUGCUGUGCUGAGCGGAAAUGACCAUGUCAACCUUCCAGUCCUGGACACAUGCUUUAGUAAGUUGCGCUUUCCUCCUGCCUCUCCCAAUGGGAAGAAGCACCAGCGCAUCGUGGAGCUUCUGAAAUGGUUGUCGCAAUUCACUAACCCUAGCGCAGCACUGGAGACCGUCCUGAAAAGUCUCCCCAGGAAGGACCGGGAGCCGGUGAGGGAUCAGCUCUGCUGUUCCAUGGACGAGUAUCAGCCCUCGCCAGUGCAACUGCAGGACUUCUUCCAGCAUGGCACCUACGCCUGUCCCGAUGCCCAGAACCUGGGGCUGCCCGACUGGGUCCAGCGGGCGCUGGCCAGAGGCCAGCUGUCACCUUUCGUCAGUGAUGCGCUGGUGCUGAGACGGACCUUCCUUCAAGCGCAAGUGGAGAACACACAGCGCCCAAAUGCCCACAAGAUCUCCCAGCCCAUCCGACAAACCAUCUAUGGACUGCUCUCCAGCGCACCGCGGGGCAGCUUGUCUCCACAGCCCAUGGUGUGCAGCGAGGUGGGACGGAUCAGCAGGAACAUCAAAACGUCCCUUGUGGAGGCAGCGGUGCUGCCCGUAGAGUAUUGUGACUUAAGCAGGCUGGCAGAGCUCCCUUUGGAACGACGGCGGGUGCUCUUGUUAGAAACUCUGAAGGUGAAACAGUCCGUCCUGGAGCCGGUCCCUGCUCUGCUCCAGUUGCCCGUAGCUGUCACCUGCUACUGGCUGCAGCACCCAGAGGUCAAGGCUCAGCUCCACCAUCUCCACGCCCUGCUGCUGGCGCUACUGCUGGGGCCCCUGCAGGCUGCGCUCGACAGCCCCGGUUCAUCAGUGCUGCCGGAGGAUGGUGCUAAGAAGCUGUACUCAGAGUUUCGGAGCGUGAAGGCACGGGCCUGGCCGGGGGAGAAGUUGGACUUAGAUGUGGCUCACACCUUCUGUCAAUGGCAGUGCUGUCUGCAGAUGGGGCUGUACCUCAAUCAGCUGCUCUCCACCCCGCUCCCAGAGCCAGACCUAACCCGAUUGUACAGUGGAAAUCUGGUGCAUAAUCUCUGCCAACAACUGCUUCUGUCAGUCUCACCAGAGGGUCUCCUGAGAACGUGUCCUGAGGCAAAGGGACUUUAUGAACAUCUUUUCAGUGCCACUAGAUCAUAUGCCCCUGCUGAACUAUUCCUACCAAAGAGUAAACAAACCUCAAAAAAGAAAAAACCCAAGAAAAAAGGUAUCAGGAGGUCCAAGAACAGAGCUGGAGCUGUCUCAGAUCUCCAGAGUGCCUAUAAGGGGAGCAACCGUUUUCAGGUAUUAACGUCUGAAAGCUUAGAGGACUACAUGGAGGCCAUAGAGCUCGAAUAAACUCAAGUCUGCACCCAGACGUGUGAUUCGCACUGCUUUUCUGCUGCCACCCUUGAAAUGGUUGUCUUUCUUUUGAGCUAACCUGGAGGCUUUCCUCUGCCAUAGGAAAGUCUCCAUAUUCCCAAAUAUUUUGUAUUCUUCUUGUAAUAAACACAACCUGA
This is a messenger RNA of Sorex fumeus (smoky shrew), 2288 nucleotides long. It is a transcript of the gene ASTE1, whose product is annotated as asteroid homolog 1. Bases 115 to 2127 code for a protein of 670 amino acids. NCBI's taxonomy places the organism in Eukaryota, Metazoa, Chordata, Mammalia, Eulipotyphla, Soricidae. The transcript has 5 exons. Gene Ontology annotation, molecular function: nuclease activity. The record is from RefSeq and is a predicted model, not a curated record.